AUGAUUCGCCACGACGCCCUGGAGAAGUUUAACGAACACGCGCCCCUUGAAGACCGAGUCAACUGGUGGGAGCGCUUUAUGUACUACGCUACCAUGGCACCAUGGGAUGAACGCACCCGGGGUGUCCAACUACGCAUGCAACUUACGGAAGAUCUCAAGGAUUGGGUCAAUCAGCUCUCAGAUGACAUUCGCUCGAACUGGAAGCUCUUUCAUGUCUUCAAAAAGGAGUGGUGCCGAAGCAUUGGUCCCAAGGCUGAGCGACAGAAGCCAGCCCCAGACCGUAAGGUGCACAUUUGUGGCUUCAUCAAGGCGCUGGGUGAUUCUCGGCUGAGGCCCACCUUGCAAGGCCAGAGGUUCGACACACUAAGCGAGCUGGAGGAGACGCUGAAGCGCAUUGAAGCUCUGCAGCGAGAUGAAAGCCGUGAUCCUCAGCAAAAGCGAAGUCCGAUUCAGAACUUGCAGUUUGACCGGUUCAAGCCGCAGCAACGCCGAGCUGCGGGAUGCGCAUUCUUGGCGGAUGGUGGUGAAAAGCUGAGGCUGAAGCCCGAGUUGAAGUUGCUGAAGCCUAAGAGCCCCAAGCGUCAGGGACGAGUAGUUCUGCACCGCCCAGAUCCCAGCCCAGACAAGAUGAGUACCAGCGCGCUGAGCUAUGCGGAGAAUGCGGCAGCAGCCGCCAUGCAACGGAGAAGUGCUGGAGCAAGCUCAUUUGUGGACGUUGUCACGAGGAAGGUCAUCAGACUCAGUUCUGUCGACGUCAACCGAGUUCCAAGUGUGGGGACUAUCAUCACCGGUGACAUGUGGUCGGAUUUGAAGGCGGUGCAGGGUGCCAUCCGCGCCGAAGGCUCUGUCGAGGGCCUCUCUUCGGAAGUAAUCCACGUGCUCUUAUAUAGCCCGGAGUCUGAGACGCCGUUAAACCCUUAG
This is a messenger RNA of Phytophthora sojae, 921 nucleotides long. RefSeq lists its product as hypothetical. The record is from RefSeq and is a predicted model, not a curated record. The coding region runs from base 1 to 921 and encodes 306 amino acids. NCBI's taxonomy places the organism in Eukaryota, Oomycota, Peronosporomycetes, Peronosporales, Peronosporaceae. The transcript has 4 exons.